This is a messenger RNA of Lolium rigidum, 1800 nucleotides long. Its product is annotated as amino acid transporter AVT1C-like. The transcript is spliced from 11 exons. Bases 1 to 1800 code for a protein of 599 amino acids. Gene Ontology annotation, cellular component: plasma membrane. Lineage: Eukaryota; Viridiplantae; Streptophyta; Magnoliopsida; Poales; Poaceae. The record is from RefSeq and is a predicted model, not a curated record.
AUGGAUCGCGACGAGGAGAAGGGCCACGGCGACAGGUCGCUGCUCUUCAUAGGCGACGAAGACGACGACCUCGGGGUGGACCGGGACGGCGGCUCGCCGCCCUCGUCCGACGCGGGAUCCUCCUUCUCAGAGAGGAGCGACGACGGCAUUGACGACGACCCAGGCGGCGGCGACGGGAGCGGCAGCGGCAGCGAUGACGACGCCGAUGCCGACGGUACCGGCACGCAAGGCCGCGUACCCAACGUCGCAAGGCAGCAGGCCGCGUGGCCGCAGAGUUACAGGCAGUCGAUCGACAUGCUGAGCGCCGUGCAGUCGCCGACGGUGAGCUCGAUCAUGGCGGCCAGCCCGAGCCUAACAAAAUUCGGGAACUCCUUCAUCAAGGCCGGCAGCUCCUUCUUCCUCAACAAGAAGGCCGCCGCCGAGGGCUCGCUGCCGCUCACCAGGCCGCUGCUGCCGCCCUCGCUCUCGCAGCUGUCACAGCAGGGGCCGCCUGCCGCACGGCUGUCCACGGACAGUCUACCGCCGCGUCCACCGGCACCGGCACCGGCUCUGCAGGCUCCCACCAUGCAGCAGAGGCCCUCCGCGGCGUGCCUGAAAUCCAAUUACAUCGAGCUCCCUCCGCCGUCCUCCAAGUGCAGCAGUAGCCAGUCUAUUAUCAACGGGCUCAAUGUCCUGUGCGGUGUUGGAAUUCUCACCACGUGUUUUGGAAUCAAAGAAGCGGGGUGGUUAAGCCUCCUCCUCCUUCCCUUGUUGGGUGCCUGUUCAUGCUACACAGGUUUGCUUCUCAAGAGAUGCAUCGACAGUUCACCGACCAUCGAGACCUAUCCUGACAUAGGACAAGCCGCUUUUGGUAUCUCUGGCCGAAUAUUUGUAUCGGUUGUCCUCUAUCUAGAGCUCUAUGCGUGCUGCGUGGAGUACAUCACACUGCUAGGAGACAGCUUAUCAUCAGUGUUUCCUUCUGCGCAUCUAGCUUUUACCGGCAUCUACUUGAACUCCCAUAAUCUCUUCGCCAUUACUAUGGCUUUGGCAAUCCUUCCAUCAGUCUGGCUCAGGAAUCUCAGCCUGUUAUCCUAUCUUUCUGCCGGAGGCGUGGUUGCGACGAUGACAGUCAUUGUCUGCCUCUUUUGGGUUGGUAUUGGGGAUGGUGUUGGGUUCCACCCUUCUGGUACCGCACUGAAUCUGACCCGCCUUCCAGUGGCACUUGGCUUGUAUGGGUACUGCUUCUCGGGACACUCUGUUUUCCCAAAUAUAUACUCAUCGAUGAAAGAGCGCUCGCAGUUUCCUUUCGUGAUCCUGUUCUGUUUCAUAGUAGUCACAGUUGUGUACGCCGGGGUCGCGGCCACAGGGUUCCUGAUGUUCGGCGAGAACACAAUGUCGCAAUUCACACUGAACAUGCCGCAGCAGUACAUUCCCUCGAAAAUCGCCAUUUGGAUGACGAUUGUGAAUCCAUACACCAAGUAUGCCUUGACGAUGACGCCGGUCGCCUUGUCGAUAGAAGAGGCUCUGCCUAAGAAGAUGCGGAAUUACCUAGCCGGAAUGUGUGUCAGGACGGCUCUUGUCCUCUCGACAGUCGUCGUGGCUCUGUCAUUUCCAUACUUUGCCUUGGUGAUGGCGUUGCUUGGAUCAGUCUUCACAAUGCUUGUGGCCCUGAUCCUCCCAUGCGCAUGCUACCUCUCCAUCAAGCGAAACUUGGUACCGUUGUGGGAGGUCUUUUUGUGCAUAGGAAUCAUACUGAUCGGCAUGGUUUGCGCGUGCAUCGGAUCGUACACCUCGAUUAAGCAGAUGAUAGGCAGCAGCUAG